This is a messenger RNA of Nothoprocta perdicaria, 1436 nucleotides long. RefSeq names its product prostaglandin E synthase 3 (gene PTGES3). Lineage: Eukaryota; Metazoa; Chordata; Aves; Tinamiformes; Tinamidae. Gene Ontology annotation, molecular function: prostaglandin-E synthase activity; protein-folding chaperone binding; Hsp90 protein binding. The record is from RefSeq and is a predicted model, not a curated record. Gene Ontology annotation, cellular component: cytosol; nucleus. Gene Ontology annotation, biological process: prostaglandin biosynthetic process; protein folding; chaperone-mediated protein complex assembly. The coding region runs from base 16 to 609 and encodes 197 amino acids. The transcript has 7 exons.
GCGCCAAAGCCCGGGAUGCAGGAGAAGCCUUCCCCGGCACCCGGAGCAGCGGGAUCUUGGUGCUCGGUCUCCCGAAGCUUGGAGUUGACGAGAAGCGUGGGUCUUAAUCUGCAUUUCUGUCUUCACAGGCAGCCUGCCUCUGCGAAGUGGUACGACCGAAGAGACUACGUCUUUAUUGAAUUUUGCGUCGAAGACAGUAAAGAUGUUAACGUAAAUUUUGAAAAAUCCAAACUUACUUUCAGUUGUCUUGGAGGAAGCGAUAACUUUAAACAUUUAAAUGAAAUUGACCUUUUUAAUAAUAUUGAUCCAAAUGAGUCAAAGCAUAAAAGAACAGACAGAUCUAUCUUGUGCUGUUUACGAAAAGGAGAAUCUGGUCAGGCAUGGCCAAGGCUAACGAAAGAGAGGGCAAAGCUCAACUGGCUCAGCGUGGACUUCAACAACUGGAAAGACUGGGAAGAUGAUUCAGAUGAAGACAUGUCCAAUUUUGAUCGCUUUUCCGAGAUGAUGAACAACAUGGGCGGAGAUGAAGAUGUAGACUUGCCAGAAGUAGAUGGGGCAGAUGAUGACUCGCCAGACAGUGAUGAUGAAAAAAUGCCAGAUCUGGAGUAAGAAAAACUGUUGUCUUCAGGGUUUGGGGAAAGAACUUCAUCACAACAUUUCAUAAUUGAGAUAAGAAUUCCUGAGUUGAUAGCCCUAAAGGGAGAUACUGCAUCCUUUAACCCAUUUUCGGUCCAUUUUAAAUGGCUUCACUGAUGGUUGGUGUUGUACGAGGCAGUCUUAAGCCGCAAGAGGCAAUAAUGUUAUGCAUGAACCAUUUUCCAGACUUCCAGAAACCAAUUGAGAUGUAGGCAAUCGAUACAGAGCAGUUGCAAUAAGAAGUUUACAGAGCCUCCUUGCCUCGUAGCAGAUGUUACAAAGGGAGAAUUCUGAAUUUACGUGAAGUGGUGAAUUAGCGUUUUCCCCUCUGUUGUGACCUGCAGGUAAAUGCAACCAUUUUAGUCUUUUACCUCCCAACAGAACUGGCUCAAACAACGUUAUUUUAAUUGGCUUGCAAAAUUUAACAGGUAACAUGCAAUACCUCUGCAGUGUCUUCAGGUGUGUUCCACUAAUGUUUUAUUAAAAAAAAGGAAACAAAAUUCACUUCACUUUCUAUUUAAUCACUAGUUCGUGUUCCAGACAUAUUCUAGCUAAAACUAGUGGAGCCCUAAAGUUCAAGGGGUGAAGCCUGUACAUUUGGUAUCGUUUGACCCUAAAGCUUUACAUCUCUUUAGUCCGGGGGUGAGAGUGGCUGUACAUUGUUGCUUGUCGAUCUGUACAUUUAGACCAAAUUGUAUUUGCACUGUUGGUAUGGAAACGAGUGACAAAAUGUUAUACACUAUUGGGUUUUUUUGUUAGUUUAUUUGACCAGCUUAUAACAAGGCUGAAAAACCUCAAUU